Kwoniella shivajii is the source of this 1509-nucleotide messenger RNA. RefSeq lists its product as uncharacterized. Gene Ontology annotation, molecular function: DNA-binding transcription factor activity. Gene Ontology annotation, biological process: regulation of DNA-templated transcription. The coding region runs from base 1 to 1509 and encodes 502 amino acids. The record is from RefSeq and is a predicted model, not a curated record. The transcript is spliced from 4 exons. Lineage: Eukaryota; Fungi; Basidiomycota; Tremellomycetes; Tremellales; Cryptococcaceae.
AUGGGCGACGACAAUAUCAUUAUGGGAUCUCCCAUCAACGUGGUUGAUACCGUCCAGAAUAUCCAGCCCAGCUACAACAACUACAACAACCUGGAGUACCCUUCCUGGGACACCCUUGAAAACGACGAACUCUCUCUUCCGGAUCUUCUUCAAGAACAGGCCGCUGAGGUCAGUGCCAGCACCAAGCCUACUCCCUUGGUCACCCCAGCAUUCCCACACAUUACUCUUCCCGAGGUAGUGCAAGAAGCAGCUUCUUUCGAAUUGCCUCAAGGUCCCGCACAAGAAGGCAGCAUUUUCGACUCUCUUCAAGACUUACUGCAAAAGACAGCCGCCGUGCAGCUCUCUCACGACGGUCUCCCUCACGAAAACGGUGGAAUAUUCGGGAUGGACCAAAACUGGGUAUCCCAUCAGCCGGCCAUGUACAGCCCAUACAUGCCUGGAGCCUUGAAAGUCGCCGACCGCCAAUCUUUAUCACCUCAUAUCCCGAUGAAUUCGUUCCCAGAGAAUUUUCAUCGUAGAUCUGCGACUGUGCCUCAAACCACAAAUCAUUUACCUCUUCCCGCCAUGUCGUCCUUUUCGAGUCAUGCCUCCACCAGCAGUGCACAUUUGCAUUCUGCCCCUAUGGUUGGGAACCAUUAUUUCGCUGACUUUCAAAACAACCCAAAUAAUCAAGCUGGAUCCCCACCGGCCACGACCUCAUUCGGCCACAACAUCGGGUUCUCCCCUCAAUACCCAGUAGCUGGUCCUUCUUACGGGUGGCAAAACCCUAAUGGGUUUCAUAACGGUGUAGGACAUGGGGAUUAUAGAGCCCCAACCCAGCACCCAUACGAUGAAUCACCUCGAAUUGCUGGUAUCACAUCAUCGCCUAUUGGACACCACUUGUCCCCUAUCUCACCGAUUACCGGAGUCAAACCAGCCUCUGGAUCAAUUGCUUCGUCUUCGGUCUCUAAGGUCAAGAGAAACCCCGCGGUCCGCUCUAGAACGGCCAAAGGAAAAAGUAGUGACAGUCAGUCGGCUGCGAGUUCGCACGAAAUGAACCAGUACGAAAUUUCCAGUACGGGAACAUCCUCAAGAAGCAUUGCCGAUAACGUUGCCGAUAACGUUGCCGAUAACGUUGCCGAUAACGUUGCCGAUAACGUUGCCGAUACACCGCCGCGCUGGGGGAUGCCCCAAACGGAAUACUCAUGCUUGCCUCCUGCAGAUAAGAAAAAGAUCAGAAACAGGAUCGGUGCUCGAAGAUUCAGAGAUAAAAAGAAGCGUGUAAGUGUCCAGAUGGAAAGGGAACUCGAGGACAGGGCCGAACGAAUCCAUCAGUUGAGGAGCCGACUCUUGCUCAGCGAGAACGAAGUCAUACGAUUGCGAAACCUUUUGGGUUUCCGCUCCGUUCAGGAUGAUAAUUCUCAAGCUGUUCACAGUAUCUCUGGUCUAGGUUUAUCAAUAAACCAGGAUAAUAAUGGAGUGAACAGCAACGAAUGGGUUCAAGCCAAGGUUGAUGAUGCUACCCAGUAA